Messenger RNA from Pistacia vera, 1950 nucleotides. RefSeq names its product glycosyltransferase BC10-like. Bases 131 to 1363 code for a protein of 410 amino acids. Gene Ontology annotation, cellular component: membrane. The transcript has 10 exons. Lineage: Eukaryota; Viridiplantae; Streptophyta; Magnoliopsida; Sapindales; Anacardiaceae. The record is from RefSeq and is a predicted model, not a curated record. Gene Ontology annotation, molecular function: glycosyltransferase activity.
AAGGUUUUAACUUUCCCACGAUUUUAAAUUAUGAAACAGAUGCUUCCUCUGUCUCUCUCCAAACAAACCCCAACCCUUCAAUGUAAUUACAAAACAUAUUUACUUCACUUUUCAUUCUUUAUUGUCAUAAAUGAACGACUUUUGGCGGUCGCUUUCUUUCUUUCAAGGCGGAGCGAAAACCACGGUAAAACCAACGACGACUUUUAUUAUGACGAAGAAACCCGUGCCGGGGCAGGCCCGUCACGUCAUCUGGUUGAGCUGGAAGCUCGUUAUCUUACUUUGCAUCGUGUUUUCUUUCGUCGCUUUGUUUCGGCUCCACUUUCAAUACGAAAUCCCGUCGUCGAGUGCGCCGCCGUUUCGUCACGUUAUGAGAUCUCGGGGUCCUCAGGAUUAUUUCAAGGGGCCGGCUAAGAUCGCGUUUUUGUUCCUUGUUCGCCGUGACCUGCCUCUUGACUUUCUUUGGGAGAGCUUCUUUGAGAAUGCCGCCGUGGCGAAUUUUUCGAUUUAUAUACACUCUGCGCCGGGGUUUGUGUUCGAUGAGUCCACUACAAGGUCAAAGUUCUUCUACGGACGCCAAUUGAGUAAUAGUAUUCAGGUGGCAUGGGGAGAAUCGAGUAUGAUUGCAGCAGAGAGGUUGUUACUUGAAGCUGCUUUAGGGGAUCCCGCAAAUCAAAGAUUCGUCCUUGUCUCUGACAGUUGUGUACCCUUGUACAACUUUAGCUAUAUAUACAACUAUUUAAUGGCUUCUCCUAGAAGUUUCGUGGACAGCUUUCUUGAUGGGAAGGAAGGCCGCUACCACCCAAAAAUGUCACCUGUCAUACCAAAAGACAGAUGGCGAAAAGGAUCCCAGUGGAUCUCUUUAAUACGAAGCCAUGCAGAAGUUAUUGUAGAUGAUGAGAUCAUUUUCCCAGUCUUUAAGAAACUUUGCAAGCGACGCCCACCUGUAGAUGCUAGCAAGGGAAAGCUUAAUCUGAAACUUCAAAAGCAGCACAAUUGCAUUCCAGAUGAACAUUAUGUGCCGACACUGCUUGCGAUGUGUGGGCUUGAAGGUGAACUUGAACGUAGAACAUUGACCUAUACCCAGUGGAAUCAGUCUGCUACGAAGAUGGAGAAUAAAGGUUGGCAUCCUACGACAUUCAGCUAUGCUAAUGCUGGGCCUAAACAGAUUAGGGAAAUAAAGCGUAUCAACCAUGUAUACUAUGAGACUGAAUUCCGGACAGAGUGGUGUCGUACUAACAACACGAUGGUUCCCUGCUUUUUGUUUGCAAGGAAGUUUUCUCGUGGAGCUGCCAUGCGCAUUCUCAGUGAGGGGGUGGUUGGCCCCUUUGAUGCCUCUUCAUUAUUAGACGCAUCUUCAUCAUAAGUUUUGAUCGGUAAUCUUCUCAUACAGUUCUUGUAACUGUCAACUGACCCACUUCAAAACAUAAAAUGGAUAGCCAGCCGGUAGCCCACUGUAGUUUUACUGAUACACCACACAAGCCCACUGUAGUUUUACUGAUACACCACACAAUCAUAUACGCAGAGAAGAUUUUGAUACCAUGACAAUCAAAACAGAGAAAGCAACUAAUAUUUAGAGAACAUAAAUGGGGUGAACAGUGAAUAUUGAAGUGUAUCCGAAAAGCCAUCAUUUCUAGCCUGCCCAGAAAUUUUGCAAAGAAUUAAUCUAAUCGUGCCUUUUUUUGUAGCACUCUGAUUCAACGAAUUCUUGACCAGGUGGGAAAGAAACAGCAAAUCUGUCACAUAUUAUGUAAUGUUUAUUGUUGCAGCACAAAACUUAGAUACAGUUACAGUACUAUUAGGACUCCUUCUUCUAAUUGUUUUGAACAUCCUUAUCUACACUAAAUAACCGAAAUAAUAUACAAAAUAUUUUUCUUCCUUGCAUGAGAUCUAUUUGUUCUGAUCGUACAAAUACUUAUGUACAAUUCUUUUAAUAUAUACAUUUGGUCUUAA